AUGAUGGCUUUUGAAGUGCACUACCAGCCCAAGAAAAACCGAAGCAGCCAAUUGCAGCGGCGGCGCUAUCCCCAAAAACAUCCACCACGGCAGAGGAGGGGAGACCGACGAUUCACAGCACUUGUGCCAUCGCAACUGGAGAUAACGUUAGCGUCAACAACCAAGACGACCGAGCCCGAGGGGGGGAGAAGGAGGAGGACAUGUUCGAGGUUAAUUCCUCAGUAUUCGCCGUCCGAGCGUGAGACAGCGCGCCAGCUCUUCGUGUGGGAACUGAUACAAUGUAGCCAAGAAGGAGCUCAACGAGGCUGCCAAGCGGAGGGGGCCGCCUGGAAAACCUGGAGACUAAACUCCACGCGGAUUGAACCGAGGGAAGACCCGGAAGUGGAUCCUCAAAGGCGGAAAGCGGCAAGAGAGUGGACCCUCUGCAGUUGGCGUCGCUACCAAAGAAACACUUGCAUGUCACUUGACCAUGGCAGAGCCAUGGAAGAAACACGCCAAAGCAGUGAGCGAGUUUUCUUUUCCAAAGACGAUCAGGGGAAAACCGCGCCCCCAAGCAAUUUGAUUGGUCCCUGCAAAGUCGGCGAGUUUUCAUUUCCUAAAACGAUCAGGGGGAAAAAAAACCCGCCCCCAAGCCAUUUGAUUGGUCACUCGCUUUUACCUCGAGUGCGCCUCCUUCGGUGGCUGAAAGAAAAUCAUAUUGAUUAUCCGCGCUAUUCCAAAACAAUGGAUAAUGUGAUUAUCACAGCCCUAAACGUAUUAAUGCUGCUGCACUUCAUAGCCCUCAGGUAG
Messenger RNA from Syngnathoides biaculeatus (alligator pipefish), 789 nucleotides. RefSeq lists its product as uncharacterized. Lineage: Eukaryota; Metazoa; Chordata; Actinopteri; Syngnathiformes; Syngnathidae. The record is from RefSeq and is a predicted model, not a curated record. The coding region runs from base 1 to 789 and encodes 262 amino acids. The transcript has 2 exons.